Mesitornis unicolor (brown roatelo) is the source of this 5062-nucleotide messenger RNA. RefSeq names its product plectin-like. The record is from RefSeq and is a predicted model, not a curated record. Gene Ontology annotation, biological process: cell-cell adhesion; wound healing; skin development. Gene Ontology annotation, molecular function: structural molecule activity. Lineage: Eukaryota; Metazoa; Chordata; Aves; Mesitornithiformes; Mesitornithidae. The transcript is spliced from 6 exons. Gene Ontology annotation, cellular component: plasma membrane; cytoplasm; cytoskeleton. The annotation marks the transcript as partial.
GUUGCGUGACUUGGAAGGCAUUAACAAAUCUCUGAAGUACUACAAAGACACCUACAAUUCCUUGGACACGUGGAUUCAACAAGUGGAAGACACUCAGCGAAAGAUGCAAGAAACCCAUCCAGAGAACAGCAAAGCGCUGGCCAAGCAGCUGAACCAGCACAGGAUGCUGGUGUCCGAGAUUGAAAUGAAGCAAAGCAAAAUAGAUGAAUGCCAGAAGUACUCAGAACAGUAUUCAGCUGCUGUGAAGGACUACGAGUUGCAGACCAUGACCUACAGAGCUAUGGUGGACUCCCAGCAGAAGUCCCCGGUGAAGCGCCGCAGGAUGCAGAGCUCAUCAGACUUCAUUAUUCAGGAGUUCAUGGAUUUACGGACCCGUUACACCGCCCUGGUGACGCUGAUGACGCAGUACAUUAAGUUUGCAGGGGACUCUCUGAAAAGGCUGGAGGAGGAGGAGGCGUUAAAGAGCAAGGAAGCGUCGGUGCGUGAGGCGUAUUCGGAUUUAAUGGCUCGGCAAAACAGCACGGUUGAUGAGAACAGAAAGCUCAUGGGAAGGGUAAAGACUCUUGAGGAGAUGUUGGAGGACGUGAAGAAACAAAAACUUAAAGCGGAACAGGAGCUCCCAAAGGUGAGGGCGGCUGCAGAAAAGGAGCUGAAGCAGCAGCAGAGGGACAUGGACGAGAUUUGUCUUCAGAAGAGCAGGGCUGAGCAGGAGGCCAGGCAGUGCCGAGUGGAUCUGGAGAGCGUCGAGAAGGAGAAGGCAGACGCAGAGCAGGAGCUGGAGCGUGUGAGGCAGCGCAUUUCCCAGGCCGAGAGCCAAAGAAGUAUCCUGGAGGAAAACCUCCGUGCUUUUCGGAUUCAAAUAGAAGAAAGCACCUUUACCAGGAGAAGCCUUGAGGAGCACCUGAGAAGAAAAGAUACCAAUCUUCACGAUUUAGAGCAACAAAAAAAGGCCUUAAUGCAGGAGCUGGAGAAAAAAACGGAAGGAGAGGAGAAACUGAUGAAACUGGUCAAGCAAAUGGAGCAAGACCUUGAAUUUCAGGGGAAUCUAUCAGAAAUAAAGCUGCUAGGAAAAGAGCAAAGUGCUGCCAGAAGGCAGGUGGUUGAGGGCAGGUACUGUGUAACCACAGACACUUCCACGGCUGGGCAGGACAGGACCGGGUCCGAAAUGACGAGUUUCCAGAGGAAACAAGACACCAAAAAAGUAGAAGAGCUUAAACAGAAGGUGGAUGAGCUGACCCUGGCCAACAAAAAGGCUGAUAAAGCUAUCAAGGACCUGAAAUAUGAACUGAAUGAAGUCGAGCUUCAGAAAUCAUCAUCAGAGGAAAAGUCUCGUUUGUUAAAAGAAAAGCUGGAUAAGGUCAACAGUGAACUUAAAUGCCUGAAAAUUAAGUUGGAGGAGAAAGACCAGGCAGAGCAGGGGUAUUUGCAGCAGCUGAAGGAGCUGGACAAGCAGCUGCUGAGAACCACGGGCAAAGCUGAAGAGGUAAUGCAGGAAGCGAUGGAUCUCAAGAAAAUCAAGAUGAGCUAUCAGGAGGAGCUGGAAAGGACACAGCUGAGAAGGGAGGUAGAGGAGUUAACUCGAUCCCAGACUAAAACCGAAAUCACUGUCAAACAUUUACAUGCACAGAUCAGCUCUCUUCAGAAGGAGAAGCUGGCAGCUGAGCAGAGAACGCAGUCGUGCAAAGGAGAAGCAAAUCACCUCCAGGACCAGUACAAGAAAAUUCAGGAACAGUUGCUUCAGAAGACAAAAAUAGAGGCAGAAAGCCAUCAGGAGAUCCAGAUGCUGAGGAGCGAGUUAGCCAAAAGUAAUCAGGUGUCAGAAACACUGCAACGAAAGAUAGAGGACCUCAAUAAGUGGAAUACGGAAACAAAACUGGUGAUGAAGCGAGUUCAGUCUGAAUCGGAGAAGAUGGCUUUGGAAAAACAGAGCAUCCAGAGGAAAAACGAUGCGUUAAAGGCCCUGGCAGACGGUUUCAAAGAGCAGCUGCGUACAACCAACGAGCAGUUGCACAAGCAGACAAUAAUAGAGCAAGAAUUCAUGUGUAAAAUCAAAAGCCUGGAAGUUGAGCUGGCCAAGACAAAAGAGCUGGCCAGUGAAUACAGACAGAAAUACGAGAAGCAGAGCGCUUCCACCCUGACCAUUGACCAGGAGGUGAAAAGUCUGAGCGCGCAAACGAACGCUCUGACGAUGGAAAAGCGAGCGAACGAGCAGAAGUUACAGCUGCAGCAAGCUCACGUACAAGAGCUGAGUAGUAAGUUAAAAAAGCUGCAGGACGAGCUCCAUCAGAAGACUCUGGACGAGCAAACGGCACGCAAGAAGAUGGUCCUGUUCCAGGAGGAGUCCAUUAAGUUUAAACACUCGGCGGAGGAGUUCAGGAAAAAGGUGGAGAAGUUACUGGAGUCCCACAGCACGACAGAAAAGGACAUUUCUGGCGUAAAGCUGGAAUGCGUCGCUCUGCAGCAAGAGAAGCAGCUGGCCGAGGAAAACAUGAUGCUGUACAAGGUGCAGGUGGAAGAGCUGCAGGAGAGGCUGCGGGUGUGCCAGGAGCAGCUGCAGCAGGGUACGCAGGCGGAGCUGGACCGCCAGCAGCGGUGCCGGAGGCUGGAGGAGGAGCUGGAGGCGCAGAAGCGCGCGGUUGAGAGCUUGAGGCUGAGGUUGGAGCUGCAGGGCAAUGAGAGCGACCACCAGCCCCUCAUGUUUGUUCAGCAGAACGGUAACCUGCAAGAUUCGGGCUUGAAAUGGAGCUGCGAGAGAGCAGGGAGCGAUUUCCAUUACCUGAGCGGCACCGCAGCCAGGGAAUUUGAGCGGCUUCCUCCGCACGCAAAGCCUGGCUCCCCUCUGCUGAGGCAGAAACAGGAGAGGUCGGGUUUGAAAUCCGAUCAGAUAGAGGAAAGCAGAGUCUAUGUGAGCGCUGACGACGUGGUGCCCAGGGAGCUGCAGUUCCAGAUGUCGGCCGUAAACCAGGCGCUGGAAGAAGAUGCGAGGCCGCAGUCCUUCACCGAGUUUGUGUCUCAGAUGAGUACCCAGUUCCAGAUAACUUUUGACAAGGCGAGCCAGAUUUCGGGGACCUCGGAAAGGGACACGUUGAUAAACAGGAACCUGCACAGCUCCAGACAAAACGUUAGGCACGGGGAAGACGUGAAGCACGAGUUGGGAGCGGUAAAACUGCAUCCCCUGGAGAUAGUGAAGAACAUGCGGGUUGAAGUCACCGCGCUCAACCAAGAACACGACAAGACUUUCGGUCACGAGGAGAGACUUUUUGAGGGAUACAAAGCAUCCGAGGGGUUUAGGAGAGAAGACUUUGCAAAGAUGAGCUCUGUGGUAGGGGAAGAGAUGUUCAGAGCAGUUGACGAUGCUGCCCAGGUGGAGCAUUUCACAGAGGAAUACGACAACAUUAAAUUCCGAGGUCUCCGACGCGAUGUCUCUGCCAGGCAGUUGGCCGAAGUGAGGCUUUUAGACAGGCCCACCGUGGAGCAGCUCAUUUCAGGGCAGAAAACCCUUGAGGAGGUUCAGAAAAGCCUGGACAGGUUUCUAACUAAGCCUACGGCUGUGGCUGGGCUGUACCUCGAGUCCAGCAAGGAAAUCCUCUCCUUUGCUUCAGCAGCCAAGAGAAGACUCAUAGGCAAAGCGCUGGCGUUGGCAUUUUUAGAGGCCCAAGCAGCCACCGGCUUCAUCAUCGACCCCAGCACGGGGCAGACGGUGUCUGUGGAUGAGUCGCUUGGUAGAGGGCUGGUGGAUAACGAGUUCAGGAGCAGGCUGCUGGAGGCAGAGAAAGCCGUGCUGGGAUACCGCUGCUCCGGGAAGCUGCUCUCUGUGUACCAGGCUAUGGACGCUCGGCUUUUGGACAGGCAGAAGGGGAAGAACAUCCUCGAGGCUCAGAUUGCGAGUGGAGGGGUCAUCGAUCCCGUAAGGAGCGUUCGUGUGCCCCCGGAAACCGCCGUGCAGCUCGGCUUGGUCAAUAACACCAUCCUGAAGUUCCUGCAUGAGCCUUCGAGUAACGCCAAGUGUUUCCACAAUCCGAACAGCAGGAAAGAGAUGUACUACUGCGACUUGCUGAAAUUGUGCGUGUUCAGCCUGAGCAGUCAAUGCUUUCUGCUUCCAGUUGGGGAAAGGAAAAUAAGCAGCCCCUCGGCAGAGAAAAGCCAUAAGAUUUCUGUAGUAGAUGUCGGAACAGGAGCUGAGAUGACUUCCUAUGAGGCUUACAAAAAAAAUUGUGUUGAUAGAGCUACGUAUCUUGAGCUUUCAGAACAGGAAUUCGACUGGAAGGAGUCGACGUGUUUCGACUCCGAUGGGAAUUCUUUCCUUUUGCUCACGGAUCUUAAAACCGGUGUACAGCUGAAUAUCGAGGAGGCCUUAAAUCAGGGUAGAAUCAGCAGAGCGUUAGUGAAUACCUAUAAGGAGGGCUUAAUCACAGCUAACGAGUUUGGUGAUAUUUUAGUGAGCAGUUCGCAGCCAAAGAAAGACGUGAACAGCCCUAUAGCAGGGUUCUGGCUCUCUGAAACCAAUCAGAGAAUCACAGUCCUAAAAGCCUCGCGCAAAAACUUGGUGGACAGAGUUACCGCCCUUCGCUGUCUCGAGGCGCAGGUCAGCACAGGGGGCAUCAUCGAUCCCUUCACUGGGAAGAGGUACAGCGUUUCGGAGGCUUUGCGGAGGGAGUUGAUCGAUGAGGGCUGCGCCAGGCAGGUUCGGCAGUGUGAACUGGUCUUUACUGGACCAGCAGCAGCGGUCGAAGGCGUGCACGUGAGUAACGCAGACAGAGAAAUGGGGCUGCGCUGCCUGGAGUACCAGCACUUGACGGGUGGGCUGGUAGACCCAACGACUCGCUCCAGGUUGACGAUGGAAGACGCCAUUAAGAGCGGUGUCGUUGACGCUGUCACGGCUACGAAGAUGCAAGAUGAGAAAUCGUACGUUAGAGUCAUAACGUGCCCCAAAACGAAGAAGAAGCUGACGUACAAAGAAGCUUUAGAGAGAGCAGUUUUUGACUGCCACACUGGGCUGCGGUUGUUAGAAGCUGCUCAGCCCCUGAAAACAGGAAUUUCCAGUCUUUACUACAGUUCAUAG